AUGUCCAACAACCCUCAAGACCUCCGUAAACGCGCCAGCGAGGCCGCAGACUCCGCCAAGGACCAAGCCAACCGCGCCGUCAAUACCGCCGAGGACAAGGCCAAUUCGUCCCCCGCGAUCCGGGCUGCUGAGGAUGCGGUCCACAAGGGGUCUACCUUCCUUCAAGGUCAGAUCCCCAACAGUGACGUCGCGAUGGGUCAUCCGAUCCACCCCUCCACCGUCCACUUCCCGAUCGCCUUCCUCUCAGCCGCCUUUGGGUUGACCUCCCUCUCCCUCCUCCCUACUUCGCUCUACCCAUCCUCCAUCCUCCCCGCCACCGGCGUCAUACCUGGUCUGGCCUACUACUCGGCUGCCGCGGGUGUCAUCACGGCCGCUCCGGCGAUCAUCACCGGCCUGGGCGAGGCAUACGAGCUCAUCCGAAAAGAGCGCAAGGUCAAGGGAUCGUGGGGAGCUGUGGCGGAUGCGACGUGGAACAUGUCGGACACGGGCGGACAGAAGGUCAAGACCACAUUGACACAUGCGAGCAUGAACGAUAUGGUGGUUGCGCUUGCUGGGUACAAUUGGUACCGAGGUGCCUACUACCCGUCUCAGGCGCUGCCGAAAUGGGUCAUCUAUGGCAACGCCCUUGCCCUUCCCGCUCUGCUCUACUCCGCGUACCUUGGAGGAAAGCUGGUCUACGAGUACGCCAUGGGUGUUCAGCGUCAAGGUGCCGGACUGGACAUCAAGAAGCAGAUGGCCAAGGAGAAGUAA
Molecule: messenger RNA, 750 nt
Organism: Dioszegia hungarica
Lineage: Eukaryota; Fungi; Basidiomycota; Tremellomycetes; Tremellales; Bulleribasidiaceae
Exons: 4
Coding region: 1-750 (249 amino acids)
Source: RefSeq, a predicted model, not a curated record